AGAACGGUAACAGUAUACACACAUCCACCACCAUCAAGAGGAAAGGAUAUUAUGAUGGGCGACCACGUAACGUGCAUCGUCAGUUUUUUCUUCGCCGGAUGCUUCGUCCUGUCACCCCCACCGGAAGCCCACGGCCACUACUACGACGCGCAACUGCACUACCAACAACCGCACGCCGGGUGGCAGCAUAGGUACCGGGUGCCGGCGCCGCCCCUCAUCAAGCCCGUGGACCUCAUGGCGGACGUGGUCAACUCCCUGGGCGCUCGGGUCCUCCAGCAAUACGUGGAGGCCGGCAACGUGGCCUUCUCCCCGGCCGGGCUCGGCUUCAUCCUCGCCGCCCUCUACGAAGGCUCGGCCGGCCGGGGCAGGCAACAGAUCGUCGAGUGCUUGGGCUUCCCCAGGGACCGGGCCAUCGUGAGGCUCGGCCUCGGCGACAUACACCGGACGCUAAGGACCUACCUGAAUCCCGACGGCUUCCUCGGUGGGCUGAACCUCAACCGGGAGAACACGAGCUUGCGGCCCGAGUACGAGGCCGUGCUGAGGAUCUACGGGUUCGACCUCACGAUAGACCUGUCGAAUUUCGGGCCCAACGGGACCAACAGCUUCGGCCUCAGGGGCUCCCCCACCACCACCACACCUCCGACCACCACCUCCACCGAGCAGACCCCGUUGAACGUGGGUGUGUCGAUGUCCAUGGACGGCGUGACGGUAGCGACGACGAUGGACCCCUCCGUGGAUGACUCGACGACGCCAGCGGGUACGACGGUCCCACCGCCGACCAGUCCAACGAGGGCGACAACCACGACGCAGGAACCGAUGACCACGACAACGGAUGCAGCCACCACCACGAUGGCGACCACCAGCCCGAGCACCACUAGGCAGCCGACCACGACGAACGAGGCGAUCGGGUCGACGAUGGUGCCAAGCGCCGCCGAGACUACCACCGGGCUGGGGGAUGACAUCGCUACUGUCGCCGCUCCGAACUUGAGGAGGAGGCGACGGCGCAGCACCUACGGCUACUACUCCAAUUAUCCAGGACGAUCCCUUCACUUGGUGGAGGAGGGCCCGUGGAUGCAAGACUUGAACGCAUGGGCGGACCAGCCGGCUCUGCCCACCAACGUUCAGGACACGACCGAGCUGCAGUUUCUGGUUAACGGGUGCGAGCCCGUGCAGGUGCCCGCGGCCAUCUACACCACCGUUUUGCCCUUCGCCUACUUUCCCACCCUCAAGGCUGUCGGGCUCGAGUUUCCGCUGGACAAUCCCAAGUACAGCGUGCUGCUGUUCCUGCCGACCGAGAGGGUCGAUACGAGCCGAUUGGGGCGCGAGCUCACGGGCCAGAGUCUACGACUGCUGCGCAAGCACCUACAGCCCACCUGGAUACGCGCGACCAUACCCUCCUUUAUGCUACGGGGCUUCGUAACCCUCACCCCCUACCUGCAACGGUUGGGGAUAAAGGACGUUUUCGAGCCGCGGCUGGCCGACCUGUCGCCGAUGACGCCCGACCUGGGGGUGUACGCCAGGGACGUCCAGCAGAGCGUGGCCAUCAACAUAAGGAACUUCAUGAGGAACAACAGCGACGCGCCGACCGGCCACAACAGCGAGUACCGCUACCUGCGUCCAGCAAACGGCCUGUUGGACAGACUGGGUCUGGUGACCUUUACGGCGGAGCAUCCGUUCCUCUACUUCAUCAUCGACAACGAGACGUCGGUGUCCCUCAUAGCCGGACGCAUCGACGAUCCCCUCAACUCUCGAAUACUCUGAGGAGCCGAGGAAGUCGUUCGAGCCAUUUAUCCCCCGCUCGACCAUAAUAUAUGUAUAUAUACGUACGGACGAACAUUACGGAGCGGGAUA
Molecule: messenger RNA, 1851 nt
Organism: Copidosoma floridanum
Lineage: Eukaryota; Metazoa; Arthropoda; Insecta; Hymenoptera; Encyrtidae
Molecular function (GO): serine-type endopeptidase inhibitor activity
Source: RefSeq, a predicted model, not a curated record